Molecule: messenger RNA, 1459 nt
Organism: Vanessa atalanta (red admiral)
Lineage: Eukaryota; Metazoa; Arthropoda; Insecta; Lepidoptera; Nymphalidae
Product: aspartate and glycine-rich protein
Exons: 5
Coding region: 174-1433 (419 amino acids)
Source: RefSeq, a predicted model, not a curated record
AGUUCGCUAUACGCAGUCGCGGGACGUUAGCGUCAUUUGAUUUUUUUUACACAAACAUAGAUAAAAAAUGUGUAGCAAAUAGACAGACUAUACAACAUUGUUUAUUUAUAGUAAACAGGUUCUGUAUGCGGUCAGUGCCUUGUGCUGAGAUGCACUAGUGCAUUCGUCUCAAUAUGGAACGAUUUACGAUUUUGAUUAUAUCGAUCGCAGUAUGCAUUGUUCAGUGUCAAGAACAAGCCGAAAGUGUAUUGUCUGCUGUGUUGACCCCUGCCAAGAAUUUGAUCCGUCAAGAAAGAAGUUACUACGAAAGAUAUGGAUACGGACGACCGUAUGACAGGUUAGAUGACAGGCCGUCAAGGUGUGGGCGAUGUGAUGAUGACGACGAUGAUUACGACAGGGGACGCGACAGAGACGACGACCACAGAUCUAAUAGACCAACUUAUAACAAUAGACAUGAUAGAAAUAAAAACAACGAUGAAGAUGACGGCAGAAGAUACGACAAUGACAGGAAGAAUGGCAAUAAAAAUGGAACGGAUGAUGAAAAUGAUGAUAAGAAAGGUUCUUACGAUGAUAAGGAUAGAGACAAACAUUCCAGUGGUAGGAGAAACAAACACAAGAAUAGAUACGACGACAGAGACAGAUAUAGGCCAGAUUACUACGAUAGAUUUCUAAGAGAUCCAUACAGGGAUAGAUACGAUAGAGACCGAUACUACGACGAUCCGUAUUCAAGACGACCUACCUAUGAUAGAUAUCCGGAUAGAUAUGAUGAUUAUGGCGGAGGAUACGAUGGGUAUAGCAAUUCGGGAUACAGAAGACCCUAUUAUGAGGAUAGAUAUAAUAGAGGAACUGGAUACGAUGAUUCAUAUGGUGGUUAUGGUCCUGGAGUAGGACGAGGUCCACAUGAGAGUUUCAGACCUUGGGACGAAACAUAUCGCGGUCAGGCAGGAUGGGACGCAGGUGGCAGAGGUUAUUACUUCGCGUCUGGGCGACCAGAUGCUGGUACGUGGGGACAACGAGAAUACUCCAGACCUGUUACAUCUGGAGGUGGUUGGCAGAAUGUAGGAUACAGCGGUUAUUCAAGCGGAAAUAAUGGAUACUCAAGUGGCAACAGCGGAUACCCUGUAUAUCGUGGUGCCAGUGGAUAUGCUGAUGGGUAUCAGGACUUAAAUGUUGGAUACGGACAAUCUAGUGGCUGGCGAAAUGUUGGCGAGCGCAGACCGUAUAGAGAUCAAAGUGGCGUGGCCAACUUGGAUAAAAGAAAAACGCAACCAUAUGAUAACCGCUACGGGCAGAAUCAAUCUGGCCAAAGUCAGAUAAUAACAUACCAGCCAGGAACUUACACACACAGCAGUACCACGCCUUCCACAAGCUAUUUAUUUCAACGGGAAGACGAAAUUGUGACGAAAGCCGAGACAACAGCGCAGCCAUCUUAGAUACGCCAUUACAUUUAAAAUUCCCG